Messenger RNA from Exserohilum turcica Et28A, 531 nucleotides. RefSeq lists its product as uncharacterized. The record is from RefSeq and is a predicted model, not a curated record. The annotation marks the transcript as partial. The transcript has a single exon. NCBI's taxonomy places the organism in Eukaryota, Fungi, Ascomycota, Dothideomycetes, Pleosporales, Pleosporaceae.
CAGAAGGCAGCAGAGAUCGCGGUUAAGCUACAACAAGCCGUAGAACUAGCCCAAGCAGGCAUAGCAGUUGCUCAACAAGAACAAGAGAGACAGGCGAACAAGACUCGGAGAGAAGCGCAGAGCUACCGAGUAGGCGACAAGGUAUGGCUGAAGCUCGAUCAGCAGUACAGCACAGGGCGAAGCUCUAAGAAGCUCGACUGGAAGAACGCUAAGUACACAGUGGUUAAGGUAAUCGAUAGCCACUCAGUCCAACUAGACACGCCCCCAGGCCCACACCCUGUUUUCCAUGUCGAUAGGUUGAAACUUGCUAGCAACGAUCCGCUCCCAAACCAGGUUCAGGACGACUAUCAGCCACAGCCGCUGCAGGUAGAUGGAGAAGAUGAAUGGGAAGUAGAAGAAAUUGUAGCAGAGGAGGUACGCCGUCGUGGGAGAGGGCAUAAGCUAUACUACGAGGUGAAGUGGAAAGGUUUCCACCGAACGACGCUCGAACCAGCAGAACUACUAGAGGACGUUGAGGCAGUGGACCGAUGG